Halichondria panicea is the source of this 1115-nucleotide messenger RNA. RefSeq lists its product as uncharacterized. The transcript is spliced from 7 exons. Lineage: Eukaryota; Metazoa; Porifera; Demospongiae; Suberitida; Halichondriidae. The record is from RefSeq and is a predicted model, not a curated record. Bases 80 to 1042 code for a protein of 320 amino acids.
GUGAAAAAUGCCCUAUGCAGCUCUACAAUAUUAAUUAACAAAAUAGCUUAGCUGCUUUGGCUGAUAUUAAUUUACCACUAUGGCUGAUAGAUACCCACUAAGUGAGGACCAAAAAAAGACCUUAAUAAGAUUUUAUGAGGAGGGCAUGCAAAGUAAGGGCAAAACCUGUGCAUCAUUUCAUCUUCAGGCACAGAAGGCAACCAAUCUCCCUUUAGACGUUGUUCUGAAUUGGAUUAGCAACUACAAGAGAUCUCAGCGCAAAGGCGAUAGCCCAAGAGUAGGGAUUGCAAGCAGUGACAUUCCUGGUGGUCCAGGACCACUAAAGAAAGGCAGAUUCUUAUCAAUCCCCAAUGCAUAUAAUGUGCAUGUUGCAGAAUUCCUCAAGUCUGAAAAUGCUCUUGCCCUGCCUACAACCAAGGAGAAAUACUCAGCAGCCGCAGAGAAAUGGCGAUCUAUGUCAGAGGAGGAAAAAGCAAACUGUAAAGAACGAAUCGGAGAAUAUUCAAAAAGCAAAGAAGUGACGUGGCCAAAGAUUCAGAAAGUGAUGAGGCAGAUGAAUUCUGGGGCACAAUCACUAAGUGAUGCGGCGGGAGUUGAGACAGUAACGCUACAUUUUCAUAAAGGGGAGGUGUUUACUGGAGGAAGUGAAAGAGGCGUACAGUAUCUGAAAGAGCAUCCAGUAGUGGAACUCUCGUUUACAUCUUACUUUUAUGAAAAAUCUGCCGAGGAAGAACUUCCUGAGUCCACUCAAAGAGCUACUUCUAAAAAGUUGGUUGAACAAGUGAAGAAUAUUUUCCAGCAGAAAUAUGCUAUCUCUACGGGCCAUAUCGGAGAUGUUCCAUAUGACAGUGAAGACAUUGUAGUGAACCUGAAGGGCCUACCAACGAAUAUAGAGUUCAAAAGACCCUCGCUGUAUGGAGUAAGGCAGCUUCAAACGAUCAUAUCAAAUAAAUCAAAGUUUGAAAUGCACGUACGGAGUGUGCACACAGCGCUAAGGGAACAUAACUACCAACAACCCGGUGCCGUAGAAACUCAAGACUGAUAUGCUCCAGAUAUAUAUAUAUAUAUAUAUAUAUAUAGCUAAUAGUCACCGUCUGUACUCGAUCAUGGUAAAA